Messenger RNA from Trypanosoma grayi, 327 nucleotides. RefSeq names its product ATPase subunit 9. NCBI's taxonomy places the organism in Eukaryota, Euglenozoa, Kinetoplastea, Trypanosomatida, Trypanosomatidae. Bases 1 to 327 code for a protein of 108 amino acids. Gene Ontology annotation, biological process: proton transmembrane transport; proton motive force-driven ATP synthesis. The transcript has a single exon. The record is from RefSeq and is a predicted model, not a curated record. Gene Ontology annotation, molecular function: proton transmembrane transporter activity.
AUGAUGCGUCGUCUGAUGAUUGCCCAACCCGCCGCUGUGCGCCGCGUUGUGACGCCCGCCGUCUCUUCGGCGUUAGCCGUGCGCCGCGCCUCGACGGUGGCCAUCUCCGUGCAGGGCCUGCACUACGUCGGCACUGGCCUUGCGGCUAUUGCGCUGGCUGGCGUUGGCCUCGGCAUUGGCACCAUCUUCGGCAACCUGCUGGUCGCCUGCGCGCGGCAGCCAAACUUGACCAAGAUGCUGUUCAACUACGCCAUUCUUGGCUUCGCCCUGACGGAGGCUAUCGGCCUGUUCGCGCUGAUGCUUGCCUUCCUGAUGCUCUUCUCGUAG